AUGUCCUGGCUUGGAGAGAUCUACAUUCCAAUAUUCAAUUAUAGUUAUAGCGCCACCAGCUGGCAGCAGGAAUUAUUUCCAAGUAAUGUCAAUAAUGUACUGAUUCUCUCUUCCCCAGAUGGAGGCUCUGCAGCUUUUGGUAUCGAAUUACUCCGAGGAUCUGCUGGAGGUUUAUCCUCAUCCCUUUCCUCCAAUUCUGGACCAGAGCAGAAGAAGCCAGUCACGGCCCAGGAGAGAAAACGAGAGAGGGAAGAGAAGCGGAGGAAGAGACAGGAGCGUGCGAUGGAGCGAAAGAGGAAGCUGAAAGAGAAGGAGAAAAAGGAGGGAAAACAAGGCAAAUCUUUGGGUGGCGUGUUACUCAGCGACAGCGAUAAGAAGCUGUUGGAGCGCUGGGGACGAAUGAUGGACAACCGGGUGGACAAAUCCCAGACCGCGGAAACCAAUAGUGCCAAGACCGGUGAGGGUAAAAAGGUCCAAAUCCAGCCAGCAAAAGGAAGCAAAGUCGUGAAGACAAACUCAGACGGGGGAGAAUCAAUGGCACCAAAACAACCCAACGAAGUGCAGGCUUUCAAACCACCACAAACACUGCCACAAUUGGGACAGUGUUUGGCAGCUGGAAUAUUCCAUCCAACUCCGACUCAUGAUGCACAGCCCGUCUCUUUAGGUUCAGCUCAGAAUGGAGACGUUGGGAUAGUUGCUGUAGGGGGAGGUGGAAGUGUUGGUGUGGUAACCGCCCCAUGUGCCUUUGCCAAAAACAACAUAUUAAAACCUCAGUUUCUGACUGUUGGAACAAUGUUCACUGGUCUUGAGAACUGGACAGGAACAACUCCACACCAACCCCAGAAAACCCACCAACCUCCACCUGAACUGAAUAACCCCGCUCACACUGGCUUUGCGCACAUGCAAACGCAGCCGAAGCCUGUCACGCAUGCGCAGUCGCAGUCCAACGCUCACAUCCAUCUGCUGCCGCUGGAAUCCUUUAUGACCAAACCAUCAGCUCUGAACCCCAGCAUUGGCGUCUUGGACACCAGCACGUCUCGUUCCAAUCCAGAGAUCGGCAAUGGUCCUCGAGCCCUGGACAAACUUCGUGUUUUAGAAGAGCGACAAAAUGGCUCUCAUGCGCAGGGCCCUUCAAAACAGCCUCCGGGAGCUGCAGCUCAACCCUGCCUUGGUCUCACUGACACGGGACAGCCGGCAAACUGCAUCCCUGACAUCCACACAGUCACACAGCAGCUCUCAAAGUCACAGGUUGAAGACAUUUUGCCGCCGGUUUUCUCAGUGACUCCUAAAGGCAGUGGAGCAGGAUACGGCGUCGGCUUCGACCUCGAUGACCUCCUCACUCAGUCUCUCACCGAACUCCAGCACUCUGACCUCAGGGAAAGUCACAAUGACUUGGCCCCCCUGUCUGCAUCCCUGCUCUCUGAUUGGCUUGAGGUACACCGCAUGACCCCUGCUGACAUGGAGUCACUUCAGCAGGAGCUCCAGCUGGGAUCUCCCAUGAUCCUCUCCGACAACUCAACGCUUCCUGAUACCUGAUCAGUCCACCACGCAUUUCAUCCCCUUGUAGAACCGGUCGAGGGCCGUGAACAGAGGAACUUGAUAGCUGUAUUGUGCACAGUAGACAGAAUAUGUUUGAGGCUCCAAAUUAUUAAGGCCUCUACCUAGACUCUUACCCAGAAAAGUGCCUUUAUCUUUAAUGGGUUCGUAUGCAUUAUUUAUCUGUGCCAACAUUAAAGUAUGAUGCUCUGUUCGGUGCCAUUACCAAGCAAUUCAGAUCCAGGGAGAAAGAGUUCAGUUCAGCGGUGCUAGUGCCAUUCAUUCCCCCUGGAAUAUCAGUCCAUUCAACUGAGUUUAGAGAAUAAUUCACUUGAAAUAGCGACUUGUUUAGCAGACCAGUGUUUAAAGCUAUUUUCUAGUGCACUACAGUAGGAGUCACCAGCAGGGCAGCAGUAUUACGGUGGAUGAAACACAGCAGAGCACAAUGAUAUCAUGACUGUAGAAAAACAUUUCAUUUGAUGUUGCAUGAAUGCCUUGUAGAAAAUAGUGAAACUUGCUGCAGCACAUGCAGAUUUGCUCCGUUUUACACCAGCAACAAAGAGUAUCGUCUUGAAUAAAGCUAUCAAAGGGA
Sinocyclocheilus grahami is the source of this 2128-nucleotide messenger RNA. Its product is annotated as mitogen-activated protein kinase 7-like. The record is from RefSeq and is a predicted model, not a curated record. The coding region runs from base 1 to 1536 and encodes 511 amino acids. NCBI's taxonomy places the organism in Eukaryota, Metazoa, Chordata, Actinopteri, Cypriniformes, Cyprinidae. The transcript has 4 exons.